Messenger RNA from Rhipicephalus microplus (southern cattle tick), 1021 nucleotides. RefSeq lists its product as uncharacterized. Lineage: Eukaryota; Metazoa; Arthropoda; Arachnida; Ixodida; Ixodidae. The record is from RefSeq and is a predicted model, not a curated record.
GUCAAAGAGCAGCCUGCCUCCAACCGACCGUAAAGGCAGUGACACGAGCCUUUCAAGUGGCUGCUCCUACAGCCCGUUGCCCCCAUCUGUAGUGCCGGACUUGAAGACUCCAGACUUUGAGCAGUUCCGCAGCCCUUUCAAGGACUGCACCAUACACAGGAAUCCCAGCAAAGGUCUUGCCAUGCGAUAUGAUGACAGCUCUUCAGAGCUCGAUUCUCCGGUAAGCGCUACGAUCGACGUCAAGAAAACGGUGGCCUUCCCGAUCCCCGACACGCCAGCGCAUUACACUGGCACACCUGAACUGAGUGACAGCCCUGAGGUGUUCACACUUCCCGUCAAUGUGAACAUGAGGCGGAAGCGUGCAACAAGGAAUGUGUCUCCUCUUGUUCUACCGGAAUUGUUGCCGCAACACCUUACGGAGAGAUUAGAACAGGAGCCUGAAAGUGACAAAAGUGAUGAAUCGAACGACAAAGAUGAUGAAUCAGACGAGUCUGACUAUGGCGAGGACACGGGGGGCGCCACAGAAAUCCCCAGUGCUCGAGCACCGGCAGUGCCGCUUUUCCCGAGCCCGGACUUGGCAGCCUACAGGCGCAUCAUCCACGAGGAGAUGGCCAGGUGUUACGGUGCACACAUAGUGUCACCUGUCUCAACAGCUGAUUCUCCGGCAAGCACAGUGUCAGGAGUGUCGACUGGCGGCCACAUUGCCUCAUCUCCAGCUGUGGAGACUAGCCCUGCGUCCUCGCCGUCGACACUGGCCACUGCCUUCGCGGGAUUGUCGGCACAGCCAAGGCUGAGCCCGAUUCUGAAGUUGUCGUCGCAACAAAAGGGCCGCCUGAGUACUGUCUUGGAGUGCACGGAGACAAGCGACAAAGGGAGUGGGACAACUGCACUCUGGGCUCAUCCAGAAGAGUCUCUGAUAACGAAUGCCAGGCAGCCGUCAUUGAUUGAUGGGAAUUUCAGCUGUAUAUCACCAUCGGUGGCAUUUGGCCAUGAAGAGCUGCGUGCAUUGCUAGGUCAGUGA